Charadrius vociferus (killdeer) is the source of this 699-nucleotide messenger RNA. Its product is annotated as patatin-like phospholipase domain-containing protein 1. Gene Ontology annotation, molecular function: triacylglycerol lipase activity. Gene Ontology annotation, cellular component: membrane; lipid droplet; cytoplasm. The transcript is spliced from 5 exons. Gene Ontology annotation, biological process: triglyceride catabolic process; lipid homeostasis. The record is from RefSeq and is a predicted model, not a curated record. The coding region runs from base 1 to 699 and encodes 232 amino acids. Lineage: Eukaryota; Metazoa; Chordata; Aves; Charadriiformes; Charadriidae.
AUGAUGAAGAUAAAUGGAAAUGAGGGAAGACCUUUCUCUAUACUGUUUAGAGGCUGCAGUUUCUUGAUACUAUAUGAAGCUGGAGUGUUAGCUGCUCUGCGGGAAUUGUCACCUGACAUACUGAAAUCUGCAUCCAGGAUCUAUGGGGCAUCUUCGGGAUCGGUUGUAGCUACACUUGCAUUGUGUGAGUGUGAUAUAGGAAAAGCCAUUAAAUUGUUAAAGGAGGUCUUAAACAAAUACCUGCCAACGAACGCCCACCAGCUGGUAUCUGGGAAGCUGCAUGUUAUCCUCACCCGUUUGCGCGACUGGAAAUGCGUGCUGGUUUCAGAGUUUGCCUCGAGGGAGGACCUCAUUCAGGCCAUAACAUGCAGCUGCUUCAUCCCUGUGUAUUUUGGGUUAUUACCUCCUACGUACCAUGGAGUGCGUUACGUUGAUGGAGAACUCUGCAUGUGGCGGGCCAACUUCGUGUCCCGGACCACAAUUACCGUGUCUGCUUUCGCUGGCGAAUACGACAUCUGUCCCAAAGAUUGCCCAGCUGCCUUCUUCACUUUCCAACUCUCUGAUUGUACCGAGAGCCAUGAGGCCCCAAUAGCUGGCCCAUCUGCCCUGACUGCUACCUCUCCCCUGCAGGUUCUGAACCAGUUUUUUAUCCAUGGCUACCAGGACACAGUCUCCUACUUUAAAAGACUGAGUAAGUGA